This is a messenger RNA of Rhizopus microsporus ATCC 52813, 585 nucleotides long. Its product is annotated as DUF51 family protein. NCBI's taxonomy places the organism in Eukaryota, Fungi, Mucoromycota, Mucoromycetes, Mucorales, Rhizopodaceae. The record is from RefSeq and is a predicted model, not a curated record. The coding region runs from base 1 to 585 and encodes 194 amino acids. The transcript is spliced from 3 exons.
AUGUCAAGUGAUUUUGUUGUCAGUGAGAAGCAUGUCAGGUUUUGCUUUGAAGCCUUGAUGGCUCAUUUGAAAGAAAAGCCCUAUCCAAAACCCGAUUUCCCAGAUGACGCAUACCCAUUGUUUGUCACUUGGCAUAUUCAAUCUCACGGAGAACAGAAGCUUAGAGGUUGCAUUGGCAACUUUAAUGCUCAAAAGUUGCACAAUGGACUUUUAAAAUAUGCAUUGAUAAGUGCCUUAAAAGACUCUAGAUUCCCUCCCAUUAGAUUAGCAGAAUUCCCUAGACUUUCCUGUGCUGUCUCUUUACUGAUCAAUUUUGAAAAGGCCAAGGAUUAUCUUGACUGGGAGAUUGGUGUUCAUGGUAUCUGGAUAGAAUUUACUCAAGUCAAUGGAGAAAAGGAUACAGCCACUUAUCUACCUGAAGUCAUGGUCGAACAAAAGUGGACAAAGGAAGAAGCUAUUCAUUCUCUCUUGAGAAAAGGUGGAUACUAUGGAAAGAUCACCCAAGAGUACUGUCAGACGAGUAUUGUCCUGACUCGAUAUCAGUCUCAAAAGAAAGAGAUGUCAUAUAAAGAAUUAUUUGAUUAA